CCAAGAUUCCAAUCCACAAGGUAACUGUUUUAAAACCAGUCGCGACGGAAAAACCUCUUCAUUUAGUGACAAAAUGUUCAAGCAUCAAGUCAUUUUGUGGUGUCUCUUCGGCUUGUGUGUUGCGAAAGACGUAAAAUUCACCAAAUGCGGCGCCAAUGGCUUCAUCUGUAGUACGGCGGGAAAACUCCAAAUCAUUACCUAUCGAUGUCCAAUUGAAGAAAAAGACCUCCUCUUCAAAAUAAACGACUUCGGGUACCCACCAAACGACAUAUCGCUGAUAAUCGAAAACUGCUUGGAAAUCACAGUCUCCUUCCAAUGUUCCAGCCAAGUCAUAUACAUUAAAUCCAUGUUCAUCAGAAACAUAGGAAAGCUGAAAAUACACCAAGAUCCACAAUACCAAACUCAGCUACCGUUCCAAGUGACACUCAAGAACGUAAACUACAUUAAAGACAUUCCAAGUUUUGCUUUCUCUAAGAUCGAUGUAGCUUCGCGCAAUGUCGAAUGUUUCACUCCCCUUUUCGAUCUGAAGUUUCUUCAUUUCGAGAACGUAGGUAUCGGCAACUUUCAAUCCAAUGGAAUUUAUAUGCCUAAUAAUGGCGGCAACGUUUUUUUCAAUAAAGUUAACAUCGGCAAGAUGAGAAGAAGUGCGAUUUCGAUCAAUAUGUCGACUCCAUACAUUUUCCAAAUGAAAAACAGUGCGAUUGGCAUCGUAGGAAACCAAGCAAUGCAAGUGACUGGAGGAGGGAUGAUUUUCAGCAAAAACACAUUCGUCGAAAUUUCGGCUGCUGGAAUAGGAGGCCCUGUGGACUUUUUUUACUUCAACGAAAACGCGAUCGGCACUCUACAAUCUCAAGGAAUCUCUAUAACAUCCCAAACGGUCUGGAUUUGGAAAAACGUCUUCAAGUACAUGAUAACUGGAGCUUUAGAAAAAAUAAGUCCUGGACCUACAGCGCAUAGUCUUGAUGAAAAAGCCUCCUAUAAAUUUUACCUCAAUAGAAUAGACAGCAUGGAAGAACGAAGUUUCCAUCCGGAUUUCCAAGCUUACGAGAUGACACCCACAGAAAUGUUCGUCAAAACAAACACAGUUUUGUGCUCCUGCGAAAACUCCGGGUGGCUGGUCUCUCAAAUCGGUCGAACAUCAACCUCAAUAGAGAGAUUCUAUGAAAAGUUUAUAGCGAAAAAGGACGGCAACUAUUGCUCCAGCUCUUGCAGUCUGCCGAUCGCCUACACUGAAAGAAUGGUCCACGAUGGAAAAUGCGAAGAAAAUGUCUCAGUGGAAUGGUUGUGUCAGAAUCAGACAACGAAAUGAGUAUAAAAUCACCAAAUGAUUAGUAAACGAUAGUAAUGUUCGAAAAACUAGGAGACUGUCUAGGAGACUCUUAAUGAAUAAAGCUUAUGAUUGUA
This is a messenger RNA of Leptinotarsa decemlineata (Colorado potato beetle), 1404 nucleotides long. RefSeq lists its product as uncharacterized. NCBI's taxonomy places the organism in Eukaryota, Metazoa, Arthropoda, Insecta, Coleoptera, Chrysomelidae. The record is from RefSeq and is a predicted model, not a curated record.